GUUAACCUAAAUAAUGCGGCAACCAUGGAAAGUCGACGAGGAACACGUGAAGGAGCAGAUACUCCAGGAACAGCAGGCAUGGGAAGUUGGAGAGCUCGCUGCAGGCCAUUCAAAGCCCUAUCCACUACAAUUCUGGAGUGUCGGGAAGCUGCUGCGAGUACUGCAGGCCUUGCAAUCUGCCACAAACACUCUAGAAACUCUAGCUCAAUAUGGAAUUACUCGCCACUCAGUUGGUAGCGUGGACCAGCACCGAUCCACGUCUCAACCCACAACAGCGGAGGCGCAGCGCGUCCCCACUACAGACGCUGUGGCGUACUCAUCAAGUCGCAUCUGGAUCACGGGAUUCCUACACUUCGGAGAAAGUUUAGAUACUUGUGAUAUUUUGGAAUUGUGCGAUUCCAAUUCUAGCUUACCUAGUUUCCUUCUAGACCCAAGUCCACAACUGGUGGAUCAAUUGGUGCUGAUAAAGCGUUGGGUGCUGGUGGACAAGGCAUUCGGAGGCGUGCGAACGACAGGCUCAAUGUUUCUCGAAGUGCAUGACGAAAAGCCUGUGAUAUUGUCGCCAGUAAAUGAUCCGUACGUGAAUUGGACACAGAAAGAUGUGCUAGAAGUGCUAGAAAUUAACUACCAGACGACAGACCCACCGAUGUACACCGGCACGGAACGAUGGAUUACAAUUGCAGCGCGCUCACGAGAUACUGGAGAUAACGAUGUAGUGGCGGCUGGACAAAGUGACGAGCGGAGGACAAACAAAAAGCGAAAGCGUUCUCACGUGGUUUUUGGUCGUGUGACGAGUGUGAGUCCUAUUUCACGCCAAAAAGACCGUGCAAGUAGCCACUUUUUCGCUGAGAUAGAGUGUCACCAACGCUGCACUGAGGCAGCAACGCAGAGUGUAGUUACUGUCAUGUUCACUGGAGUCGAGAAUGUGCGAUGGAAUUUGUUUUUCCGCCCUGGAAAAAUCGUGUUCCUGACAGAUCUGGUGAAGGUUCACUCGCGCGAAUGUGAGAUAUUUCUGCUUCAAGCGACGCACGGACACCAGUCGAGUCACUCUGAAAAGGAAGCACUGGAAACUUUGGUUUUAAUCUGGAACGAGCCCUCGCUAAAGAACGCCAUUGUGACGAUGAUCAGUGACUCGCUGAGUGCGUACUCGAAAGAGUUUGUGUCUCGCUGCACAGGGAAGCUGUUGGCUUUCGAAGGUCGAGUGUGUCGACUUCUUUGGGAUGAGUGCAUUGAGCUAUUGGGACCGGAAGGAACUCGUGUUAUUGUCUGUCUGUUCCACUUUCCUUAUACGCACGAGUUGAUCCGUCUUCGCAAGGGCGCUACAAUAAGUAUAAGUGCUGCCCACGUUCUCCGUUGGCCAACACCUGUAGGUGGAAAAUUGGUGAUGGGGCUGUGUCCUCGAAGUCAUUUCGCAAUUACUAGUUACGGUGACCCAAGUGGCCAAUGCAUUACCAUGGGAACACGAUCUCGACGAGGCAGAGUACACAAGAAAUGGUCAAGUUUGGGUGAUUUUCAUUGUCAAUCUAUGGUGUUGUCCAUGUGGCUACUGGAGGUUCUGGAGUUGCUGGAUUUAAAGUUUUUCUUUGGAGGAGCCAAAGAAAUGAACGGUAAAGCAGCUCAGUUAUCAUUCCCACGCACUCGUCGACGUCAGGCAGUGUCUGUUGUGGCAAAGAAACUUGGGUUUUCGCUGGAAAAUGGCCACGACCAGGCUGCCAUGACACUCGGCGCUCUUUUUCUGAAGUGUCAUUCCUCGAGUGCUGGCAACUGCAUGACAGUACAAUUACCUCUUCGAGAAAAACUAUUGGCAUGCAGCCGGAUGGUGACAAUCCGUGAGCUACAAAAAGUUGGCGAGAGCAAGUUAAAGUGGAUGGUUGAAUCGAAAUCUGAGCAUGCCAAUGCGGCAGACGGAGUUCUGUCUAUUCGAAUUCCAGCUGAUGAAUUUGAUUGGUGUUUGCUGCUCGGAUGCAUCCGCAAGAAUGGAGAGCUGGAAGCUUAUGACCGUACGGGGUCAAUCUCGUUGCGUCUGGGUGGUGGUGAGACUGAGAAGGAUCUUACCGGUAGACGUGGCGUGUAUUUAUUUCGAAAUUUUAAUAUUGUGAUUGAGGAUUACACUCAAGUCCAAGGAUUUCAGCAAGAGGAAAGAUUACCACUCGUGUAUUGCAUGAAUUGUUCAGCGGAUAAUAUCGAGUUUGUCAGUAUUCGCGACGAUGAAACUAUCAAUUAUUCACCGGAGGCAAAAGCUGCAGCUGAAUCGCAGACGCCGCAGGAUUCGCCGGAGGUAUUUCAAGUACGCGAUUUACUCCUUCAUCCGCGUACGUACCAGUCACAGCAAUCUGCUGGUAAUGAUGAAGAGCAGUCAAUUAUGAAGACUAUAAACCCUGAUCUGCACAAACCUCACCUGAUAUCAGUGAUUGGAGUUAUCACAAAGAAGAAAUACUACUGGAAAUCUAACGAUCAGCAAUCACCUCGGACCGUUGGAGUGAAGCGUGCUCGACAAGGUGAUAGCAAUACACAAUCAUUCACCCGGAAGUUAGCAUGUAUUCUCCACGUUCGCGACCUCCAACAUCCGGAUACUAUUGAGAUUCGAGUUGAUACGUCGCUCUUCGGUUUGCUGGGUACGCUACAGCUGAACUGUGUCGUGGAGCUUACUCGCCUCCAGGGUUUUAUCGCUCGCUCAAACUUCAAGGUUUAUGUCAGUUGGAUUCAACUUACUGGAGCACGAAUUGUUCCGAACUUGACAGUACCACGUGACGCAGAACUCUAUGGUUUGAUGUCGACAGUGUUCCUGAACGAUCUUUAUUUUUCUUCAAAUAUUGACCGAAUGUUGCAUCGAUAUGUGGUUGGAGUGGUGCACAUUAGUUAUGUGGUGCUCAAGCGAAAGUGUGGUUUGUGUCAUCAGGCGUUGGAGUUCAAUAAGCGUCGAGGUGUUUGGAAGCAUUUUGAGCAAACUGAGUCGAAAUAUUCGCGAUACUGUACGUGGAAAUGGCAUCAGAUGACGCCAUCUGAUUCUGCGUUCAAGACGCGUACGUAUAUGGGGACAACGGUGCGCUGUGUCAUUGACGACGGCUCUGGCCAAGCUGAGCUGUUUCUUGAGAAUGACGUUGCAUGGGAGUUGCUAACUUGCACUGCUGGUCAACGCCAACGCUUUGAGGACAUUCUGAGCAACUAUGUCGAGGAACUGAGCUAUUUCUCUGGACGCACUGCGAAUGGGUCAUUUGCGACAAGCAAGGCGGAGCGUGAGCAGGAAUAUUAUCAAAACGAACUGCACGCGUUUGUAUUGAACGCCAUCCCGUCGCUAAGAUCUAUUGUGGUGUUUGCACAACGAUUCUACAAGGCAAAGGAAAAGGAGGGAAUGUCUGUGCUUACGUUUGGCAAAGAUAUCCACCUCACGACCAAGACCGUGCCGCAGCCGAAGCUGGAGGCCAAGCGCGUGGACCGACUGCAUACCCGCAGUGAGCUGCAGCAGCGGCUAGCUCAGCUACGGCAGCGAAUCCAAGGCACCGGUGGUGCAACACGUCCUUGUGCAACUGUGGAGCAAACCUGAUAAUUUUAUUUCGCGACGACCGAUUAGAGGAUGCAAAUCGCGGCAAGUUGUGCGCAGUGCAGAAGGGAGACACUUCCGUGGGAAUUCAACGAUUGCAUAGAUCAAAUGCUCCCUUGUUGCAGCUAUCGUUUCCAAGGUUUACCACUUCCGAUCUUCCUGUCAGCGUAAGAAAAAAAAGAGAAUAUUUCGAAGUAUUUGGCAAAACAUUGUGAAAGUGAACAUGGAUCCUAGGUCCACCCCCAAUUUUCCUGUCUCACAGCAACAGCCUCCGAUAAAUUAUCGAAAUAUUUUCUUUAUGG
Messenger RNA from Phytophthora nicotianae INRA-310, 3843 nucleotides. RefSeq lists its product as hypothetical. The coding region runs from base 14 to 3544 and encodes 1176 amino acids. Gene Ontology annotation, molecular function: telomeric repeat DNA binding; single-stranded DNA binding. The record is from RefSeq and is a predicted model, not a curated record. The transcript has 2 exons. NCBI's taxonomy places the organism in Eukaryota, Oomycota, Peronosporomycetes, Peronosporales, Peronosporaceae. Gene Ontology annotation, biological process: telomere maintenance via telomere lengthening; positive regulation of DNA replication. Gene Ontology annotation, cellular component: CST complex.